AUGUCACUUACACCAUUGGAAAAGGCAGCUAGUGGAGCUUUAGCCUCUGCAAUAGCUAACACUUUAGUUUACCCUUUGGAUUUGAGCAAAACUUUGAUUCAAACUCAAGUAAAAAGGCAUGAAGUGAGCGAGGAAGAGAAAUCAAAUCCAGAUAACAGCAUUUACCUGCCGCAGCCAUCGAGUAAGGGAGAACUAAAAUAUAAAAAUGCAUUAGACGUUUUGAAGAAAAUAUACGCUAGAAAAGGAGUUUUGGGAUGGUAUCAUGGCGUCUUCUCUUCGAUCUUUGGUACAGCAGCGCAGAACUUCUCAUAUUUUUAUUGGUAUACUAUAGUGAAAAGAGUUUACGCAAACUUAUACAAGAAUGUUCCGAAUCACAAGCCAACUACUUUACAAGAAUUGUUUCUUGGCGCAUUGGCUGCUGCCAUUUCCCAGAUGUUUACUAUGCCAAUUGGUGUGAUAACAACACAACAGCAAACUGAUAAACAUCACAAAAACUGGAUCGAAUUGACGAAGGAGGUGCUCGAGCAAGAUGGAAUCAGAGGCUUGUGGAGAGGCUUAAGGGUCUCUCUUAUUUUGUGUGUCAAUCCUUCGAUCACUUAUGGUUCUUACGAAAGGCUCAAGUAUAUCUUAUAUGGUUCUAAAGAGUAUUUGGGUCCACUAGAAAAUUUUUCGCUUGGUGUAUUAGCUAAAUCAAUGGCAACCCUUGCAACUCAACCUUUGAUUGUCUCUAAGGCCAUGCUUCAAAAAAAGCAUCACAAGAAUGAAAAAGGAGAGGCUGAAGAUGAAGAGGAAGGAGAAGAUGGCCACGACGUUAAGUUUCAUCAUUUCACGGAGGCUUUGACAUAUUUAUGGAAAACGGAACAAAUUAAGGGUCUCUACAAAGGAGUUGCACCGCAGUUAUUAAAAGGUGUCUUUGUUCAAGGUUUGUUGUUUGCAUUCAAGGAUCAGAUUGAUAUGCUCUUCAUCUUUUUGUUAAGAUUGAUCAAGAAUAGAAGAUCUUUGAAGCGUUGGUAA
Messenger RNA from Priceomyces carsonii, 1014 nucleotides. It is a transcript of the gene ANT1, whose product is annotated as Ant1p. The record is from RefSeq and is a predicted model, not a curated record. The transcript has a single exon. NCBI's taxonomy places the organism in Eukaryota, Fungi, Ascomycota, Pichiomycetes, Serinales, Debaryomycetaceae. The coding region runs from base 1 to 1014 and encodes 337 amino acids. Gene Ontology annotation, biological process: transport. Gene Ontology annotation, cellular component: membrane. Gene Ontology annotation, molecular function: ADP transmembrane transporter activity.